AUGACCAGACCAAGCACACAAGCCCUUCUCGACGACGAUAUUUCUCUGGAGCAAACGCUGACCUCUGAGCUGAGAGCUGACCCUGACCAAGACAUGAGCGACCUUUACAACCCCAUCAGGUCGACCGGCUACAUCGUGGUGCUCACGCUAAUUGUGGGGGCCCUGCAGCUUGCCUGGUCCACGGAGUUCAGCGAGGCCACGCCGUUUCUGCUGUCGCUGGGAGUCUCCAAGCACGCCCUUGCCCUCAUAUGGCUGGCCGGCCCGCUUUCGGGCACUUUUGGCCAGCCGAUCGUCGGAUUGCUGAGCGACAAGUGCAACCUCGACUGGGGCAGAAGAAGACCGUUUAUCAUCGGAGGCUGUCUGGCCACGGUGCUGUCGCUGCUGUAUCUGUCGCAUUCCGCCAACAUUGUGGGCUGGUUUCUGCCAAACCGUGACAAGGACACCGUCAACCGGUACACGGUGCCAUUUGCUGCGGCCGGCAUCUAUAUUCUGGACUUCUCCAUCGCCGUCAUCCAGGCCUCGUGCCGCGCGCUGAUCGUCGACGUGGUGCCCAGCGCUCAGCAGCAAAUAGCCAACGCAUGGGCCGCACGCAUGAUCGGCGCCUUCAACAUCGUCGGGUUCUGGAUCGGCACCUGGGACCUGGCCGCGCUGUUUCCCUGGCUCGGGAGCUCGCAAUUCAAGGUUUUGAGCUGGCUCGUGGCCACCAUCAUGCUUGUGCUUACUGCCGCAGCCCACGCUACGACCUCGCUAUCCGCAUGGAACGCAAAAAAACAGGAAAAACGACUCAAGGACAUGGGCAUCGACGAGGAAAAUGCCACGGUGCUCACGGUGGUGAAAUCGUUCUUCUGGCAGGUGCUGCGGUCGAUCGCACGGCUGCCGCGCCAGGUCAAGAUCGUGUGCUACGCAGAGUUCUUCGCCUGGAUUGGCUACUUCCCGAUGCUCUUCUACACGUCAACCUACGUGGGGGAACUUUAUUUGUACGAGAACGGCUACAACAACCCGCUCAACCUGCCGGCAGACGAGCGCCAGCGGCUGCUGGACGAAGGCGUGCGGCGUGGAACAACAGCGCUGCUCGCCCACGCCGUCGUGACGCUCGCCGUCGACCUGCUAUUGCCGUACCUCGUCGACAAGUUUAGGGAUAACGAGUGGAUCAACAUGCGCCGCUUAUGGAUCUACUCUCACGUGGUGUUCAUUGUGGCCACACUUUCGACGUUUUUCAUCACCACCUCCGUCCAGGCCAUCGUGCUAUUUGCGUUCCUGGGGAUCCCGUGGGGCUGUGCCGUGUGGAUCCCGUUUGCCCUGAUCAGCGAGGAGAUUUCCCGUAUCAAGGACAUCAAGGCCGUCCAGAUCUAUGACCAGUACAAAAAACAGAGCGUGCCGUCGUCCGCCGAGUCUGAAAACACGCUAGUCACACCAGAAACAAGCUUCUAUCUGUCGAAAGUCAUGGUUGCAAAAUACGACCAUGUCGUCUACGACUCGGGCAUUUUGCUGGCAAUCCACAACGUCUUUGUUUCUGCGCCGCAGAUGCUCUCGUCGCUGGGCUCGUCGUUCCUGUUUAAGCUGCUACAAAACAGCGACAAGGACUCGUUUGACGACUCAUUGGGCUGGAUUUUCCGCGUUGGCGGCAUCAUUGGGAUCGGCGCGCUGGUUCUUAGCAUCCAGGUGAAAACUAACGCCGAGCUCUACAAGGAGGACAAGGCCGAGGCGCUCACGAUGCCCGAGUAA
This is a messenger RNA of Ogataea parapolymorpha DL-1, 1725 nucleotides long. RefSeq names its product General alpha-glucoside permease. Gene Ontology annotation, molecular function: sucrose:proton symporter activity. Gene Ontology annotation, cellular component: membrane. The coding region runs from base 1 to 1725 and encodes 574 amino acids. Lineage: Eukaryota; Fungi; Ascomycota; Pichiomycetes; Pichiales; Pichiaceae. The transcript has 2 exons. The record is from RefSeq and is a predicted model, not a curated record.